Molecule: messenger RNA, 1370 nt
Organism: Diuraphis noxia (Russian wheat aphid)
Lineage: Eukaryota; Metazoa; Arthropoda; Insecta; Hemiptera; Aphididae
Gene: Naa15-16
Product: N-alpha-acetyltransferase 15/16
Biological process (GO): N-terminal peptidyl-methionine acetylation
Cellular component (GO): NatA complex; cytoplasm
Molecular function (GO): protein binding
Source: RefSeq, a predicted model, not a curated record
GAAACUUGGCUCCAGGACAGUUGAAAAAAAUGUUGAAUAAGCAAAGAAAAGCUCAACGAAAAGCCCAAGAAGAAAAAGCUCAAGCAUUAGCAGCUCAAGAAAAACGAGAUAUGCACAAAAAUAGACAACAGGUAACCAAUACCAGCGAUGAAGCUGAUGCAAUGCCAUUGGAUGAACUACUACCAGAAAAGUUGGAAAGAGUUGAAGAUCCUUUGGAACAAUCAAUCAAGUUCUUGAAACCGCUUCAAGAACUUGCCUCAGAUAAUAUUGAAACUCAUUUAAUGGCAUUUGAAAUUUAUUACAGAAAAGAUAAGCUUUUGUUGAUGCUGCAAAGUAUCAAAAGAAGUCAUCGUAUUCAACCAGAUCAUCCAAUGUUUCACAGUUGUCUAAUUAGAUUUAUGGAAAAACUUUUAAAACUUGACAACAUUCAAGAAGAAAUGCAAUUGGUGCUUAAUAAACAAUUAGAACCAAUAUUAGGUGGAAUGUCGGCUGCUGAUAUCAAUUCACAGUUUCUCAAUAAACACCAAAAAUCAUUGCCAGCUUUAGUGCAGGGUUUGAAAAUGAAGUAUAAACUUGAUAAUAGUUUGCAAAAAGAAGUUCUUGACCAAAUUACUAAGCUAGACGAUUCCUUGGAAGAUGUCAAUAUUCAAACUUGUAGUGAAAUUCUAAAUUCAUUAAUCAAUGGUGAAUUUGGCGAAGUUGGUGAUAUAGCUGAAGAAUAUCGUAAAACGUGUUAUAAACGUUUCCCAUUGGCUACAGCUUUCCAUACGGAUCAAGAUCGUUCUCCGAUGGCAUUUUGGUCUAAUUCCUACAAAACGUUGAAUGAAACGCAUGAAAAUUGUGUCAGUAACUAAUUAAAGCCUGGACGUUAGAUCAAAAAUGUAUUUUUUAAUUUUGUUGAAAAGUUUUUUCUUAUUUUCAUAAUAGGUCUUUAUUAUUAUUUUUUAAUAUAGACUUAUUAUUUUUCUGUAGGAAAAACAGCAUUUGUUUUUGUCUUGAGUAUCCUGUAAAUAGUUAAUAAUAUAUUAUAAUUUCUUUUCUCAAAUUUAACACUUCACUAAUCGAUAUACAGAUUACAGUUUUGACUGAAUAUUUAUAAUUUAUGUUUAUAGUUUAAAUUGCUUGAUGAAAAAAAAACACUAUUUAUUAACUCCAAACAAUUCAAAAUGUUUUCUGUGAUACACCUGAAACUUAUGCUAAUUAUUGAUUAUCUAACUACUUUACAAGUUGAUAAAAUAUGAACUUGUGUAAGAAAAAAACGUAGCUCAUUUACUAACCAAAGGUUGAUCUCCAGUCAUUUAAAUUUAAAAAAACUUAUUUAUUACUACAGUAAGUAAAUUAUUUUUUAAUGUUAAAUUGACAUAAAAUAA